AAGGCUCAGCUAGCUGGGAGGGGACGACUCUGGACAGGCUGCGGUACCCUGGAAACUUCAGUCACGGUAGAAGGAACGACCGCUUUAAUUUAUUAGCUCCGUUUCUCACUCUUGUCCUGCUGAGAGGUGAUGCUGGGGGUGGCAGGAAUGACGGGCAGCAUUGCCAAUGCUCUGGCCAAUGCAGCCUGUGAGCGAUGCAAGAGCGGCUUUGCUGCGACCGAGAAGAUUGUCAAUAGUAACGGAGAACUGUACCACGAGCAAUGCUUCGUGUGUGCCCAGUGUUUCCAGCAGUUUCCAGAGGGACUCUUCUAUGAGUUUGAAGGAAGAAAAUAUUGUGAACAUGACUUCCAGAUGCUCUUUGCUCCUUGCUGUCACCAGUGUGGGGAGUUCAUCAUCGGUCGUGUCAUUAAGGCCAUGAACAAUAGUUGGCACCCUGACUGCUUCUGCUGUGACAUUUGCCAGGCUGUGCUUGCAGAUGUGGGGUUUGUCAAAAACGCUGGCAGACACCUGUGUCGCCCGUGCCAUAACCGCGAGAAAGCCCGUGGCCUGGGCAAGUAUAUCUGCCAGAAAUGCCAUGCCAUAAUAGAGGAGCAGCCACUGAUCUUUAAGAAUGACCCCUAUCACCCAGACCACUUCAACUGCAGCAACUGUGGGAAAGAAUUGACGGCUGAAGCCAGGGAACUGAAGGGAGAGCUCUACUGUUUGCCCUGUCACGACAAGAUGGGUGUGCCAAUCUGUGGUGCCUGCAGGAGACCUAUCGAAGGGCGUGUUGUCAAUGCCAUGGGCAAGCAGUGGCAUGUGGAGCAUUUUGUGUGUGCCAAGUGUGAGAAGCCUUUCCUCGGUCAUCGCCAUUAUGAGAGGAAGGGGUUGGCUUACUGUGAGACUCAUUAUAACCAGCUCUUCGGUGAUGUGUGCUAUCACUGCAACCGUGUUAUUGAAGGCGAUGUUGUGUCGGCUCUGAACAAGGCCUGGUGUGUCACUUGUUUCUCGUGCUCCACCUGCAACACAAAACUCACUCUCAAAGAUAAGUUUGUCGAAAUUGACCUGAGGCCAGUGUGCAAGCACUGUUAUGAACGCAUGCCUGAGGAGCUGAAACGCCGCCUGGCCCGACGUGAGCGCGAUGCCAAAGACCGCAAGAAAAAGCCCGCUGUCUGUUUGUAGGCUUAUUACUCUUUACAACUCACCACUCCGUGCACUGGAACAAGUUUGUUGAGUUUGAUAUGAAGCCUGUUUGUAAAAAGUGUUAUGAGAAGUUUCCUCUCGAGCUCAAGAAAAGACUCAAGAAGCUGGCAGAGGCUUUGGGACGCAAGUGAACUGCUCCAGGCCAAACGACCUGGAAGAAUUCCUGCUAUGUCUGUAAUGGUAAAAUAUCCAGGGAACUGCUGCAUUACGACAUAAGAGCCACUGCUUCAAUAUUAAAACUGUAAGUCUGGGAUCCCUUUAAAACAAAUAUAAAUAUAUACCACUGUGGUCUUGUCAUAAACAAAAACUGUUGGCAGAUUUUUUCUUCUUGCUGUUGUUUUUUAUAUGCUAAUGUGUUUUUUUUAAUACAUUCCUAAAAUUGCCCUAAUUUGUUUCCUCUUCAAUGCAAGACACAUAAUAUUCCAGUUUCUUUUGCCCUUACCACGAGUAUAGUAGUUAACCGUACUGUGUGAAACUUGAAUUUGAAAAGAUUGAUUGUUGUUAUUAUUUUUAAUUACACCUGUGCCUUGAGAAUAUGAACUAUGUGUAUUAAAAUAAUACAGCUAUGCCUUAGUAUACCUAUGUUAAUAAGACAGUAUCUACUGAAAGCAGAAUUUUAUUAGACUUUUCACCCUGAGCUUUCAUACCUCAGUAUGAGUGACUAUAAAACAACCACUGUGUUCUUAAGGGUAUUGUAAUGGUGCUUCUUUCUGCGAACAUGAGAAAAAAAAAACAUUUCUCAAGGAAAACUUAAAAUGAGCCAUUAUUGGGAGCAUCCACAAACUGCUAUGUGUUAAUUAAACUAUACUUCAAUGUACAAUUAUGUAUGUUUAAAGUCUAUAUAACUUAAAUUCUGGUGCCUAUUCAUCAGCCUUAUUGAUGUUAAUUUUCACAAGUAAUUAUUUUAUUCAAAGAAUUGCCGCAUGACUCCAUCUGGGCCACUGAUUUGGCAGAAAGUGUGGCAUUAGAGAUGGUACUGUUUAAAUGAUUGUAAAAUCCUGGUCUUUUGGUGUAAAGACGUUUGCUAUGCUUUCUGUGUAUAUGGUACUGUAAUAUUACUGCUUGUACUGUAAAUGCCUGGGAUUUGUUAGUCUGAUAUUUUUAACCAAAUUAACGUUUGCAAAUUUCUGAGGAAAAAAAACAUUUUAACAUGAGUCCAGAACCUUCAGCAGAUUUUUUAACAGGAAGAUGCUUUGAUGUUACCAUACUGCUAAUGAGUUAGUGCAUUGCUUGGGUUAUUUGUAAACUGACUAAUGUGUUUAGAGGAAAAGUGGCAGAUACAAGAAAAUAUAUAUAUUUGUUUUGAUGAGCAUUUUAAUAUUUGAUGAGCAUAUACAUUUAUUUUGUCAGAGUUUACAUUUUUUUUAAAUUGCAUGAAAUGGUGAAUAAGUUUCCUGCAGCACAUACACUGUUUAGUUCCCUGCCUGACUGAUCAAUAAAGUAUUCCUGAAUGCAAGUAAA
Molecule: messenger RNA, 2643 nt
Organism: Amphiprion ocellaris (clown anemonefish)
Lineage: Eukaryota; Metazoa; Chordata; Actinopteri; Pomacentridae
Gene: lims1
Product: LIM and senescent cell antigen-like domains 1
Exons: 11
Coding region: 130-1161 (343 amino acids)
Biological process (GO): cell-cell adhesion; positive regulation of substrate adhesion-dependent cell spreading; cell-cell junction organization
Cellular component (GO): cell-cell junction; cytoplasm; focal adhesion
Source: RefSeq, a predicted model, not a curated record